Messenger RNA from Aspergillus brunneoviolaceus CBS 621.78, 825 nucleotides. RefSeq names its product NUDIX hydrolase. Gene Ontology annotation, cellular component: cytoplasm; nucleus. Gene Ontology annotation, molecular function: endopolyphosphatase activity; diphosphoinositol-polyphosphate diphosphatase activity; bis(5'-adenosyl)-pentaphosphatase activity. NCBI's taxonomy places the organism in Eukaryota, Fungi, Ascomycota, Eurotiomycetes, Eurotiales, Aspergillaceae. Gene Ontology annotation, biological process: diphosphoinositol polyphosphate metabolic process; diadenosine hexaphosphate catabolic process; diadenosine pentaphosphate catabolic process. The record is from RefSeq and is a predicted model, not a curated record. The transcript has a single exon. The coding region runs from base 209 to 655 and encodes 148 amino acids.
CUUUCUUUCCAUCCUAUAGUUACAGUUGGUCCGUCAUGACGGAACAACCUCGUUCAAUGGAGUCCCGCGUGGGACGCAAAAACCAACGUGAGUAAUCAACCCUGGAGGCACGUUGACCCUUUUACAAUUAUUUCUUGGUACUCUUUUUUCUGCCUAUGAAUACAUUUCCCCGCGCGUUUGCCGCCUAUGAUUUCGCGCAACCCGGCUAAUGUUGUCUGUGCUUCUAGGGUACGGUCCGAAAGGCGAACGGCUCGUGGCCGGUGUCGUGCCGUUGUCCGCGGACAAGACUUUGGUCUUGAUGAUCCAGUCCGCAGGGCGCGGCGGCUGGGUCCUUCCUAAAGGCGGUUGGGAAACGGACGAGAACAGCCCCCAACAAGCCGCUUGCAGAGAGGCCUGGGAAGAGGCCGGGGUAAUAUGUACGGUGCAUAAGGACUUGGGGCAAAUACCCGACAUGCGCCCCUCGUCUUUAUUGUCAACCACAGCACCCAAGGCGUCCUACCAGUUCUUCGAGGUGACCGUGGACCGCGAAGAGGAACAGUGGCCCGAGAUGCACAAGCGAAAACGGCAAUGGGUUACCUAUAAGCAGGCUGCCGAUGCUCUGGCCAGCAGACCCGAGCUGCUGGAAGCGCUCAAUCGCAGCUCCAUGCGGCGGUAGCGUUGGCUUUUUGUUUUCCGCAAAGAAGCUUCAAGCUUCCAUGACGACCUGAAAUGAUCUAGCCAAGGAAAAGCUGUUUUCUUUUUUACUUGCAUUGAUUGGCUUGGACCUUCCUACCCCCGGUUGGCUGUAAUGCUUUUGGGUUUUUAUAAUCUCUUCUUUCAUUUCCC